Molecule: messenger RNA, 789 nt
Organism: Aspergillus affinis
Lineage: Eukaryota; Fungi; Ascomycota; Eurotiomycetes; Eurotiales; Aspergillaceae
Product: ankyrin repeat domain-containing protein
Exons: 3
Coding region: 1-789 (262 amino acids)
Molecular function (GO): protein binding
Source: RefSeq, a predicted model, not a curated record
AUGAAAGAGGACCUCGUUAACGUUGCCCAAACCGACCAGCUGGACAAGCUUCGUCAUCUCUUGGACCUCGAGAUAGCGCAGAACCCCGAGUUCCAAACUAGCCAUUUCCCUACCCCGGCCAUAAAUGCCGCGUGCUGCACAGCGGUGCGCAGUAAUAACCCUGCAACGCUGGGUAUCCUCCUGGAUAGUGGCUGUCCAGUGAUGCUGGAUACAAUUAUAGACGCUGUAGUGCUAAAGCAUACAGCCAUCGUGGAUUGCCUUUUUGCUCAUAACUGGGACAUUAACUCGAAUCUCGGGCACCGUGGCGACGCUCUUAUUGUAGCAGCGCAUUCAGGCGAUCUCGAGAUAGUCCAAUUCCUGCUGUCUCGCGGUGCCGAUCCCAACUCAGAUAACUGGGCAGGUGCAUUCAAUAACGCGAUUGAAAUGGCGGCUUUUGCUGGUUCGAUCCCAGUAGUUGAUGCGCUCUUGAAUGCCGGGGCAGUAUUGAAGGGGCGUUCCGCACUGGGGAAGGCAGCUUACCAGGGAAAUGUUCCGAUGGUAACGUACCUGCUGGAACGAGGCGCGGCUAUUGAUGAGAUCCCGACCAACCCCUACAUUGUGGAGGACCCGUCGGAACGAGAUGAGAAGAAUGCGCUGUGCAAAGCAGCCUGGCGGGGACAGGCUGCGGUAGUAAAAUUCUUGCUGGAAAAAGGGGCGGAUCCGAGUAUCAGAGACACACAAGGCAGAUCGGCAUUAGAGCUCGCGAAAGCUGGAGGACAUGAGUCCUGUGUGAAGCUGCUGGACCACUAG